AUGGAAAAACCGGACGGAACUUUAGAGACACAACCGGAGGCAAAGUGGGGGACGUGGGAAGAGCUGUUGCUUGCGUGCGCCGUUAACCGGUACGGCACCGAUAGCUGGGACUCCGUCGCCGUCGAAGUCCAGAAACGGAGCUCUACGUCCUCCACCCUCAACCGUCUGUUAACGCCGUCUAACUGUAAACGGAAAUAUCACGACCUCAAACGGCGUUACACGACUCCCACAGACCCAAACGGCGACGAUUUUGAAGAUGGUGAUGACAAAAGGACACAGACGAUUCCUUGGCUUGAUGAGUUGAGAAAACUCCGAGUCGCUGAACUCAAACUUGAACUCGAACGUUACGAUCUCUCCAUCGUGUCUUUGCAAUCGAAGGUGAAGAGAUUGACAGAAGAGCGAGAACAGAGUUUGAGAGAAAGUGGAAAUGAAGAAGAGAGAUCAGAUCUGAAAAGUGUAGAGACAGAAAGUGCUGAGGACGAGAAAAGCCAAAGCGAUAAUGAACCGGAGAAGUUAUCACCGGGAUCUGGCGCUAGGAAACCGGUCUCCGGCGAGGAAUCCGGCCGGAUGAACCAGUCGGUGGACGAAUCGAAUUCUACCGAUCCAAAGGAGGAGGAUUUGAAAACCGUGAUAGAACGUGCGGAAAAAGGAAAUGAACCGGAUUCAGGUCCGGGUCGAACCGGAAGCCUGAAGCCGGUUCGGGAGGACUCGUGUAACGGAAGCUCCGAAAGUGUGGAUAAAAAUCCGGUUUUGGAGUCAGUGAAGGUUGAACCGGUGAGUGACUCGGCCGAGUUGUGCGAAUCGGUGGCUGAGUCUGAAGAUGGCGAAGAAGAGGGAGCAAAAGAGACAUCCGAUGUCCAGAGUUCGGCGAGUAAAUCGAUGAAAGAAGGAAAUGAUAAGCUGCUCUGCGGAAGUAGUAGCGCCGGUGAGCGUGAAAAUGAGGGCAAAUCCCUAGCCGUUGAAGGAACUUCUGUUGAAUCUCCUGCGCUUGUUGAUUUCUUGGAAAGACUUCGGAACCACAAGCUUGGCUCGGUUUUUUACAGCCGGCUCGAGAGCCAGGAAACGCCACACUACGGGAAUUUGAUUAAGCAGCAUAUGGAUCUUGAAACAGUACAAACAAGGCUUGAAGAAGGUUGGUACGCAGACUCCAAAAAUAAGUUCUAUCGUGAUCUACAGCUUCUUGUCAACAAUGCCAUUGUCUUCUUCAGCAAGGAGUCCUCAGAAUUUGUUGCUGCCGUUGAACUUCGGCAGCUUAUUUCAAAGGAGAAGAUUCAGAGUAAUGUCGAGUUGGAUUUGCCGGCUGAAAAGCAAACUUCAGUGCCACUGGUAUCCUUGCCUUCAAAACAUGAUGCCGAACCUUCUGAUUCUUUUCUCCUAAAACCAAAGUUAUCAGGACCAUUGAUAGUUUGUCGGAAACGUAGCUCAAUUGCUGCAAAAGCAUCAGCAUCAUCUUCAGAAGGCGAUCCGAAGAGGGAGCAAACAGCAGCUUUGGCUGAGGAAAAACCAGUUCUGGGUUGGAAGAAGCCUAACAAAUCCCUUGUUAACGAAGAGGAACAUAAAAUCACAAAGAAGAGAUCCAGUGAUAGAUUUGCUUCAGGUUCAAAAAUCUCAAAGGGAAACAGCAAGACUCGAACCAACACUAACCCCAACAAGAAUUUAGAGGCAAAUUCCGAUCAAAACCAAGUCAAGGGCAGGUCUUCUGGAGAGCAUUUGGAUCCUAAAAGUGAGAAGAAGAACAACCCAACAACCAGUGAUGUGAAGAAGCGAAGCGCAGCUAACUUCUUGAAUAGAAUGAAGCGAGGCUCAUCCUCAAACAAUGGAUUAUUACUAGAAACAUUGAAGAGCUCACCCCUUAGUGCCGAAAACAAUACCAAAGGAGGAUCUGAGCAGAAGAGGAAUGGCAAUGGGAAGGGCGAUGGAAGGAAAGACCAGGUCCCUAAAAGGACUUCGGGAGGGAGGCAAGUGAAGCAGCAAGGCAGCCCGGCAAAGAGGAGUGUCGGGCGGCCAUCAAAGAGAGCAGCUGCUCCACCUCCACCUCCACCUCCUGUGUUGGGCAAACGGAACAGGGAACGAGUCGAAACUGAAGCAGUGACUUCGAAACAGCCAAAGAAAAGAUCAAGGAAGUGA
Molecule: messenger RNA, 2127 nt
Organism: Ilex paraguariensis (yerba mate)
Lineage: Eukaryota; Viridiplantae; Streptophyta; Magnoliopsida; Aquifoliales; Aquifoliaceae
Source: the annotation of a GenBank genome assembly